Molecule: messenger RNA, 1279 nt
Organism: Asterias rubens (European starfish)
Lineage: Eukaryota; Metazoa; Echinodermata; Asteroidea; Forcipulatida; Asteriidae
Product: DTW domain-containing protein 1-like
Exons: 4
Coding region: 101-1261 (386 amino acids)
Biological process (GO): tRNA modification
Cellular component (GO): nucleus
Molecular function (GO): tRNA-uridine aminocarboxypropyltransferase activity
Source: RefSeq, a predicted model, not a curated record
UGUUUGUAUACUUAGCGCGCAUGUGGUGUUGCAUUGCAUGUGAAAAAAGAAACAGUUGAACCAUACAGAAUUUUUGUUGAACACAUUUCUGGUUAUUCAAAUGAAUGUUAAAGGAGCGAGUCCCUUUGAUGGGAUGCUAAUCGAUCCCCAUGGUCCCUUGAACAAAGUGACCACUCGGACAAACUGUCCAGAAUGUGGAUCGUCCAGAAAGUACUUUUGCUACACAUGUUACUUGCCGAUGCCUGGAGUAACGGGAGUGUACAACACAGUUGAACUCCCACUGAUGGUUGAUAUUAUCAAGCAUCCUGCUGAGGUGGAUGGAAAGAGUACCGCCGUGCAUGCUCGACUCUUAGCUCCGGACUAUGUCACAAUCUACACGUAUCCUAACAUACCUCAUUUUGAAAACAAGGAAAAGGUUCUUCUUGUAUUUCCUUGCAAGGAUGCAGUGUCUCUUGAGGACCUCUCGAAGAGCAGAACACCACAAAAUGGAAAUUUGGCGAAGGAGGGUGCAUCUUCACAAAGUAACAUCCCCAAAAAACAUCCUCCCAGCAACGCAGGUUCUCCAAUAUCCAACCGAAAAGCGACCAAUAAAAGCAGGCAUAGUAGCGUGACAACUUCUAAAGCAGACUCAACUGACGAUACUUACAGCGGAGAUGAAGAGCCUAACGCACAAGAAACUGACACAUCAACCAUUCAACAGAGAACAUGCAAGUCCCAGAGUCCUGCAUCAGCUGAGAAGACCAUUCAGUCGAAUUGUUUAUCCCAGGCAGAAGAGGACCCACUCCGAUCGUCUCGAGAUCUCCCAUCGUCAAGAGGGCUAUCUGGGGACCUAAGCAAUCUUCUACAAAUAUCUGAAAAGGAAAACAAGGAUCCUGAUGUCAUAUCAACAGGAGCUCAGAUACCGCCUGUCGAGGGUAAAGAAGGUGUUUCUGCGUAUGACAGAGUGAUAUUUAUAGACAGCACUUGGAACCAGUUUGGAGUCAUCAUUAGAGAUGAGAGACUAGCAGAAUUCAAGAGAGUGAUCCUAACAAGCAGAACAACAACUUUCUGGAGAACACAGCUUAAGAAACCUGAUACAUACCUAGCUACGAUUGAAGCGAUCUACUACUUCCUGGUUGAUUACCACAAGAUCAUGCUACAGAGACCUUACAGUGGUCAGUAUGAUAACUUGCUGUUCUUCUACAGCUUCCUGCAUGGACUGGUCAAGAAGGCUGAACAGCUAAAAGAACCCAAGAAGAGACGGGUUCAGAAGAAGAGGUGAUCAUCCUGAAAAGAAGAC